AUGUUAGCAGCAAAGAGAGUUCUCAGGUAUCUAAAGGGGACACUCACUUAUGGUAUAUGGUACAAGAAAAAUGCAGGGAAUGAGUGUCUAUUGGGUUACACAGACAGUGACUAUGCAGGUGAUGUGGAUGAUAGGAAAAGUACAAGUGGGUAUGUGUUCUUUCUAGCAGCAGGAGCUAUUUCAUGGGCUUCUAAGAAGCAGCCUGUCGUCACUAUCUCCAUAACAGAGGCAGAGUUUGUUGCAGCAUCUCAAUGUGCUACUCAGUGUGUGUGGUUGAAGAGAAUUCUGGAGGUAAUGGGAUGGACAUCAAGUGUGAAGGAAGGUACAAAGAUCUGGUGUGACAACAGUUCCACAAUUAAGCUUUCUAAGAAUCCUGUUCUCCAUGGAAGGAGUAAACAUAUUGAUAUAAGGUUUCACUUUCUAAGAGACUUAGUUAGAGAUGUCAUAAUAGAAUUGGAGCACUGUGGAACACAUGAACAGGUUGCUGAUGUGAUGACUAAGGCAGUCAAGUUGGAUAUUUUUUAG
This is a messenger RNA of Vicia villosa (hairy vetch), 525 nucleotides long. Its product is annotated as secreted RxLR effector protein 161-like. The record is from RefSeq and is a predicted model, not a curated record. NCBI's taxonomy places the organism in Eukaryota, Viridiplantae, Streptophyta, Magnoliopsida, Fabales, Fabaceae. The transcript has a single exon. Bases 1 to 525 code for a protein of 174 amino acids.